UCUAUUAGGUUGAUUGUUCCACGAUAUGUGAACACAUGAGUAUGCAAAUGUAACGACAUAAAAUCUCACCAAUGAAUAGUUGUUGAUUACCAAUAAUUUUUACUAUUUACCAAUAGUAAAAAACUUAUUCUUACGAGUUACUAACUACCCGCCAUUAAUUAAGCGCAUUUUUUAAAAUUGAUUUACUCGCGCUGACGGCACAACUUGCAGUUCCGUAGCUGCCUAGCGAAAGCUCACUUUAGAGUUUAGACUUUAGACUUAGAGAGAGUUGCAGAUAUUUUCAUUAUCCAUUCCCGCCAGGACCUCCGUCUUCUUCCGUCGCCGGCUGGCAACUCUACUCCAUUUGCCGGCAUUAUGCAUCUCUACUUACUUUCUUCCCGCGUCUCUUUCUCUCCGCCCGUCUUCUGGCAUGCAUCUUCUUCCGCCACCCUCCCCUUCCCCGCCCCGGCAACCGCUAAACCCCUCCCUCCGCCGUCUUCGCGGCCGGCGAAGAGCCUCAAAUUAGAAGCUGCAAUUCCUCCGUCGAACAGCAAGUGCGCUCUCGAGUGCCCUCAUUUCCAAUCAUGCUCAGGCUGCACUCACGAGCUCGACCUCGAUCGUCCCUCCGUGGUUGAUGAGGCGGCUGAGUUCUUCAGCAAACUCGGAGUCUCGGAUUUCACUUUCGAUAGUUCUAGACUUUGGGAAUGGAGGUGUCGAGCGAAGCUUGCCGUCCGGGGUUCGUCGGCGACCCCUUUGAUUGGACUGUACGAGGAGGGGACUCACAACGUGGUCGACAUUCCCCAUUGCAAAGGUUUAAUAAAAAAUCUCGAUUGGAUUGUUGCUCAAUUUGUAAUAGGUAUCACUGCAUUGAGGAUUCUGCCUUAUGAUGAAGAUCAGGGAACCGGUGACUUGCGAUAUGUGCAGAUGGCCGUUACCACUCACAACACAUCACUUCCUGUCUCAGAUAGAUAUAAAAAUGGUAAAGUACAGGUUUCUCUAGUUUGGAAUACAAGAAAUGAGACCUCUCCUAGUUCUGAAAAGUUAACUGCCUUGGCUCAGUUCUUGUGGAGAAAUGGAGGACCAAGGAGCAACGAAAAUAUCAUCCACUCUGUGUGGGCUAAUUUCCAGACAUCGUCUAACAAUAUUAUCUUCGGGAAUAGGUGGAGACAUCUUUUAGGAGAAAUGGAUUUGUGGGAGCAUGUUGGAGGUAUCGAUGUAUCCUUGGCUCCAUCUAGUUUUGGCCAAGCCAAUACACGCGCUUUUGAUUCCUUGCUGUGGAAGUUACAAAAAUAUGUACCUCGAAGAUCAUCAGUUUCUGACUUGUAUGCUGGAGCUGGAGUAAUUGGUUUGUCAGUUGCCGCCAGUAGAAAAUGCAGAUCUGUCAAGUGCAUCGAGGUUAAUAAAGAGUCAAAACUGUCCUUUGAGAAGACAGUUGAACGCCUUCCAAAGUCUUUAGAUGGCAGCAUCAGCUGGCACCAAGCAGACACUUCUGCGGAACCUCUUUCUUGGCUCAUGGGGUCUGAAGUGGUCAUUGUUGAUCCACCAAGGAAGGGACUGGAUGCAUCUCUUGUCGAUGCAUUGAAGACUAUAUCCUUCCGGAAUCUUAAACCAAUGUCAUCAACUGAUGGCAGCUCUCAAGUUAAAGAAGAAAAAAGACCAUGGGUCUUACGUGCCAGAGAAUCUUCAGUUUAUGUUAGGAGUUCAACAACAGCGGAUGGACCCCUAGUUCUCCCUCAAACGCUAAUCUAUAUAAGUUGUGGUUGGGAGAGCUUCAAAGAGGAUUGCAAAGCGCUGUUGUCUACGAACAAAUGGCGGUUGGAACACGCCCAUGGUUUUAAUUUCUUUCCUGGAACUCAGAGCAUAGAGGUUCUGGCAGUCUUUCAGAGGGGUAAAGUAGCUAACCUCAAGAAAAAGAAACUAGGAAAGAAGAAAAAACGCUCAUGAGCAUCUUGGAAAAUUGGUGUUACAUAUCAGGAAGCUUCACUGAUCCCAAAUGGGGACUAGAAGAUGAGCUAAGGAAGUGAUGCAGAAUUUUCAACUAAUCAAGAAGAGCUCAAGAUGCGUGUAACAAGCAUACUUCUGAGAUACCCCUGUAUCCGCGAAUGUAGCAGAUCACAGAAGCCAUUUUGUUGUGUAUGCUCUUUUCUACACGAAAAGAAUUAUGUGUUUGAGUUUAUCAUAUCAAACUGAGAUGCCUUAUGGGAUUCUGGCACCAUCUUGUAUUUUUGAUGAACCCCCUGUAAAAAUUGAUUGAAAGAAUAGGAAUCUUAUUUAGGAAAUGAGAAGCUCGAUAUUUUGAGGUUUUAGUUGUGCUUUCCUCUGCUCUUGGAUCUUGCAAGAUGAGGGAAGGCUGUCAAAAUGUUAUGUGCCCUUAAAUCCUGCCGAGUCAGGAUGCCAACCACCGGAGGAAUCCCUGCAGCUUGAUACUUAGGAACCACAAGCAAAUGCCGAAGCCCGACUUGCCUGAAGAUCACCAUUGCCUUUGCUACUGACAUGCUUUCAACCACUGUGAAAGGAGUUGAAUUGGUUAGAGGAUGCAAAUCAACGUACAUUUCCAUUUCUUCCCUGGUCACUGCCACCUCUUCAAUCCUGCCUUCUCUCUCAGCCAGGUCAACCGAGGAGAACUUUUCCCUUACUUCCCACUCAUCUGUUCUUCUCUUCUCUUGCAGGAACCACUUCUUCUUCAACACUUGAACCAGAUGAGCUCUUAGAAUCAGCCCAUGUAUCUCAGUUGCUCCUGCUGCUGCAACUCCCAAUGGCGGCACAACUCCUUCAUCCACAACUGGAAACCCAUGGUGGGAUGUGUUUCUAAGCACAUCAACAAUCUUCGAUACCUUCUCUACUCCACAUAAGGUAACUACUGGCUCUUUGGCAUCAACAAGCUCUGCAACUGUGAAGUUUCUCAUCCACGGCUCAGGAUUAGCAUCCAAGAACGGCAAUCCUUUCAGCUCCAGGAUUAUGUCGUAUAUGCUUGGAUUGAAGCUAUCCCCUACAGAUUUCGCUAUGAGUAACACUAUCAUUGUUAUGGGGAGCAACAAGAGGUUGUUGGUGAGUUCGAGGAAAAUCACACAAAGGGAGACCGUCAUUCUCAUUGAUCCAGCCAUGAGUGAAGCUGCACCGAGAACUGCAUAAAGGCCUUGGUCGAUUUUGGUGUAAGAUCCCAUGGCGAGUGCAAGCAGGCGGCCAUAAGCGGAUCCCAUUAGGAUGAUCGGGAGGAAAAGGCCAGAAGGUACAGCAAUGCCAAAAGUGAAUAGUCCUAGAAUCCAGUACAGAAUGAAGAAAAUGAUGAGAGACAUCGGUUGAAACUCGGUUGGAGUGUUGGUGGAGAAGAUAUUCCUCACUGCAUCAUCAUUCGUGGUAAGAAGGAGAGUUGCAAGGUCAUUGUAGUGUCCAUCUGGGCAGUUAAAUUGCUUGAAGUUGCCUGACCUUGUGUUGGUUGGGCAGGUCUCAGGCAGAGAAGGGUCGCAGGGCUGGCAUUUCGCUAGGAAUGGGAGGCAGUAGAGACACACUGAGGUGAAGAUAGAGACAGUUAAGGCUAAGAGCAGCUUGUGAAACUUCCCUUUCCUGCAUCAUAUAAACGAAGUUUGGUGGUUAUUACGAAUUUACGAUUGACUCACCAAUGGGGAACUUAUGAAGAAGAAGUUAGCUGGAAUGAAAAGUGUGGCUUACUCGUUGAUGAGAUUGUACAGCCUAAGCACCUUGUGAAGCAGAUAAUUGUACAGACUCCCCAGAACUCCACCAAUGACCCCAAUCAAUACUACUGGUAUGACAUCCAUCACAUGAUACCUCACUUCCACACUGCUCACAUCAAACAUGAUCAACCCACCACUCCCAAACAGUCCACAUCGCCCUGAAUUGCAGAUCUCGAUGAAUGCUCUAAGGAUCACCACGACCACAGCCGUGCUGAAGAAAGUCCUCCACAGCAAUGCACUCCUCCACCAGGUGGCAACUUCCUCGAGGGCGAAUAGCACGCCACCGACUGGAGACCUGAAAGCUGCACACACACCUGAUGAAGCUCCACAGGUUAUGAUGUCUCGUCUGUCCCUGUCGUUGUUGAAGUAUCGAAGCCAUCGCCACUUGAGGCGGUAGUUGUCUGGGCCUCCUUGUCCAAGCAGGGAGGCAAUGCAGCUGCCGAUGUGGACUAGAGGGCCUUCUUUGCCAAGGUCUAGCCCUGCGGAGACUGCUCCAAUGCUUCCAAAUAUCUUAACAAGCAAAGUAGUGGCACCAAACAUGUUUGGUGUAUCAAUCCCAUUAAGAUAAGCUUUGAUCUCAGGGAUCCCAGGUCCAGCUGCAGUUGGUGCAAAGAACACACACAACACAGCUGCAAAAGCUGUCAACACCAGAUUGACUCCAGUCAUAAACGCUACCCUGUCAAAUACCUGCAAACAAACAAACAACAUAACUGAUUCACAAUAAUACCCACCAAUAUUCUCCACAGCAAGGUUAAUGAGAGUGGCAAUUAAACCUGUCAAGCCUCCCACAAGGAAAGCCAGUGACCAUUUCAGGAACACAUACUGCAGCACUUGGACUUUGGAUCUACUCCUCCAGUCAUGCUUGAACAGAUCAUUCUCAUUGAUCUCAUAAUCUAAGCUCUCUAUAUGGGACACUUUGGUUCCAACAAUGGCCAAUGGGGUUGACGAGAGUGUUCUGUUUCUCUUCAGGAGUGGCUCCUGGAGUGUGCUGCUGUUGCUCUCUGGAUCUCUUUCUUCCAUUGCUGGUGCUUGCGUUUCUGCUGGCAAUUGAGAUGUGCAACAAUUGUCUUCCUCCAUUGAUGGAGCUGCAACAGAAGCAGGCAGAGCAAUGAAGGCAGAGGAGAUAAUGAUUGGG
This is a messenger RNA of Linum tenue, 4806 nucleotides long. NCBI's taxonomy places the organism in Eukaryota, Viridiplantae, Streptophyta, Magnoliopsida, Malpighiales, Linaceae. The record is from the annotation of a GenBank genome assembly.